AUGCUCAGGACGGUCGCGAACAGGCUGCGGCAGGCGGCCGUGGCCGCGUCGCCCGGCGAGGCGACCAACGUGGUUCGGGGCUUCUUCGCGGGCGCCGCGCAGCGCGCGAGCGCCGAGGGCGUGCACCUCUCCGGCGUGAGCGGCACGUACGCGUCCGCGCUGUACUCCGAGGCGCAGAAGGCCGGCAACGUCGCGGACGUGGAGGCCGACGUCAACCAGCUGGCCGGGCUGAUGGACAAGAGCCCGCAGUUCAAGGCGUUCCUGUCGGACCCGUCGAUCAAGAGCAGCAAGAAGAUUGCGAUGAUGAAGGACAUCGUCGGGUCGCUGAAGCUGUCGCCGCUCACGGCCAACAUGCUGGGCGUCAUGUCGGAGAGCGGCCGCCUGCCCGCGGUGCCGGAGACGGUCGCCGACUUCCAGCGCAUCGUGCAGGGCGCCAAGGGCGAGCUCAAGGCCAUCGUCACCACCUUCGAGGCCCUCACCGACGCCCAGCGCCGGGAGGUCUCCAAGGUGUUGGCGGAGCUGGUGGGUGCGUCGCGGGACCUCGAGGUGGAGGCCAAGGUGGACCCGUUCAUCAUGGGCGGGAUGAUCGUGGAGAUCGGGGACCGCUACAUCGACAUGUCGGUGCGGUCGCGCAUGCGCAAGAUCGAGGAGGCGAUGGCCUCGGGGGGGCUCUGA
Molecule: messenger RNA, 675 nt
Organism: Pedinophyceae sp. YPF-701
Lineage: Eukaryota; Viridiplantae; Chlorophyta; Pedinophyceae
Source: the annotation of a GenBank genome assembly